Messenger RNA from Yamadazyma tenuis ATCC 10573, 1878 nucleotides. The record is from RefSeq and is a predicted model, not a curated record. Lineage: Eukaryota; Fungi; Ascomycota; Pichiomycetes; Serinales; Debaryomycetaceae.
GAAUACUCUAGGUUUCUUCUAUUCAAAACUUAAACCCUGUGAUCAUGGACGCUUCUGAUAAACAAACCGUCGAUAAACUUGUACAGCAGUGGCUAGAAUUUGAUAUCAACCCCAAAACCAGAAAUGAAAUCCUUGAGCUACAAAAAUCAGGAGAUUAUGAGACUUUGCACAAGAAGCUCUUCAAACGGAUAGCUUUUGGAACAGCCGGAUUAAGAUCUUCAAUGGAAGCAGGUUUCUCCCAUAUGAACGACGUGACAGUUCUUCAGGCAGCACAAGGGUUAAUUGCCUACUUGACCAAAAAUGGCGGGGAUUCUAUCGUUAUUGGCUAUGAUCACCGGUUUAACUCCCAGAGAUACGCCGAGUUGACCGCCAGUGUGGCUAUUUUGAAGGGAUUCACCGUAUACUACUUGGGCUCGACGACCUGCUUGCUGUAUGUUCAUACGCCCUUGGUGCCAUUUGCUAUAGAUCACUACAAAGCUUCGGCUGGGGUCAUGGUGACGGCCUCCCACAACCCCGCCAACGAUAAUGGAUAUAAGGUAUACUAUGGGAAUGGGUGUCAGAUCAUUCCGCCUAUUGAUCACGGUAUUGCUCAGUCUAUCGAACAAAACUUGCAGCCAUGGAGCGAUGAGGCGUGGGACGUGGUAGGAAACUUGGCGGGCCUGGACUUGAUGAAGUCUGUAAAGGAGGCCACCACCAAGGCGUACAUCGAGGCGGUUGCAGAGAAGUUGUUGGUGUUUAAAGACCUUGACUUUGAGUUUGUCUAUACACCAAUGCAUGGGGUGGGAUACGAGAUAUUCGAUAAAGUUUUGCAACUUUUUAAUAACGUCAAAGUGACGGUGGUCAGUGCCCAAAAGGAUCCCGACCCGACAUUCUGGAGUGUGAAAUUCCCCAAUCCUGAAGAAAAAGGAGCUUUGGACAUGGCCAUAAAAACCGCCGACGAAAAGGGCAUACUGCUUGUGGUGGCCAACGACCCCGAUGCCGAUAGGUUUUCGGUAGCGGUGAAGACUGAUGAUUGCUGGAAGCAGCUCACCGGGAACGAAAUAGGGUUUCUCUUUGGUCAAUAUGUCAUUGAGAACACUCCCAAGAACACCUUGAAACACACAUAUCUCGUGAACUCAACCGUGUCUUCGCAAAUAUUUGCAUCAAUGUCUGUAAUUGAGGGCUUUAACUUCCAGGAUACCUUGACUGGAUUCAAGUGGAUUGGAAAUAAGGCCAUUGAUUUGAAAUCAAAAGGCUACCAUGUUCCGUUUGGAUACGAAGAAGCUAUAGGAUUCAUGUUUGACGUGGUUAACGACAAGGACGGGAUUUCGGCUGCGGUGGUAUGGUUGCAAAUGUAUAACCAGUGGUUUGCGUCCCACCAACAGACUCCAUUUGACAAGUUAAACCUGGGUUAUGCCAAGUACGGCUAUUCCAAAGAGUGUAACGGGUACUAUAAACUUGACAGGUUGGAAAAGACCGACCAGAUUUUUACAGCCAUUAGAGCCUCCUACCCCGGAGAUUCACCCCUGACCAUUGGGCCUUUUGUGGUCACCUACUGGAGAGAUUUAACACUUGGAUACGAAUCGAGCACCAAUGACCACAAAUCGAUUCUUCCCCACGACCCGACUUCCCAGAUGAUAACUGCCAUUUUAUCUAGUACAAGUGACCUGGGUAGCACCGUACGGUUCACCUGUCGAGGCUCUGGCACUGAGCCCAAGUUGAAGGUGUAUAUCGAAGGAGUGUCACGUGACACGGGAGUUGCGUCCCUGUUGGCGCGUACAUGCUGGCAGGUUUUACGUCAACAUUGGUUCCAGCCAGAUGUAUACGGCUUGCAAGAAGUGGUAAACUCGUAGUGUUUAAUUAUUUAGCAUAAAUACACCAGUUGUUUGGUGGACGCCA